AUGGAGGAACACUUGUUCAGUUAUGAAAACAUAUUUAGGAACAAGGACCUAAAUAUUGAUGAGGAGAUAAGGCAGAAAAAUCAGAAGGAAAGACGACCACCUAGUGAGGAUUCGAACGUGCCGCCGGAGGAUCGAGACCCGAAGGAUGAGACCGCAAGCGGUUUUGACACAAACAAGUUGAUAAUCGAACGCGAUGAGGAGGGCUCUUCCAUCCAAUUGGGUUCAGCCGAUGAAAGGAAAAAAGGGGAGAAGGGUCAGGAGGCGGAGGAAGGUGAUACAAGUCCAGGGGGAGAAGGAAGGCCCAGCAAGGCUGACUGCAAGAGGGAUCCAGCAGAGCCGGUGGAAGAGGAAUCCACGGGAGUGGCGAACGUGAUGAACGCGGCUGACGUGACGACUGUGCCUCACGUGGCAGACGCCAUCGUUCACACGAACAGCCAAACGGAACCCCAAUCCAAGAAGAAGGUAAAAAACGACAUAUCGUCCCUCUUUGCAGAUUCGGCCUCAGAGGUGAUCGGCGCAAGGGGGGAACCAGCCAGUGACAAGAGGGAAUUUAAUUUUUGGUUUUCUGGAAAAGGAGCCACGCCACGGGGAGAAGCGGACGGGGAAGCGAAUGGAGAAGCGAACAGAGAAGCCGACGGAGAAGCGGACGGCGAAGUGGCAGAGGAAAACGAGACGCACGACAACCGUUUGACGACCCCACGUGGUAAUAAUCCAGAUGGGGCAACCAAUGUGAAAUGUAAAAGGGGCGAGGAUCGUGGCGAUUGUGUAAUACAAGAGGCUCCAAAUGGUGUUGAUGCCUCCAUCGGUGAUUCCAAUGUGGAAAAAGAGAUUCGCGGGGAUGGGGGAGAGGUACCGGGUUUGACUCCUGAACUAAGCAGCAGUGACCUUGUUGGGGAGGUAAGCCACCCGGAUCGCUUCCAAAAUGGGCCUAGUGAGAAGGGGGAAGAUGCUCCCAGGGGAGACACGUCAAAGGCGAUGAGGGGGGAAGCGGCAUGUUAUAAUGCGGCAGAUGGUAACACGGCGGAUCAUAACGCGGCGGGUCAUAACUCGGCGGGUCAUAACUCGGCAGGGGACGCCACCCCCACCGUUGCCGCUAGCACCGCUGCUCCCACCGCCCUAUGCUUCGGAACGAACGGGACGUUUUGCUACACCCGGGGGAGCAAGGUGAAGUGCGCGCCGCUGAUCUGCAUUAUAGAGAGCGGCAUUCGCAGGAGGAACGACGGUUCGAAGGGCCGCGUAGCUCCCGCACCCCCGUCAAGCAACCCCUCCGCCAAGCAUAGCAACAGCAUUGCCAUCCGCAAUAGGAGCCUAGAAGAACACGUGUACGCGAUAAGAAACUUCCCCGGACCAUUUAGCAGGAGGACCAACAAGGUCGACAAGAAGGUAAUCAAUUUCCUAUAUGGUCAUAUGAACCUAAAUGAAAAAAGAUAUGGGACCAAUGUCUAUGAAUACACACAGAAGAGUUGCCUUUACCAGUACUUUCUGAACGUUAUGAAGAAUCCCCAUCUGCUGCAAUUUAACUUAAAAGACGUGCGAGUGGAUACGAGCGGUGCAAGUGGUGCGAAGGCACAUGCGGGUGACAAGCGCAGAAAUGUUGUGUCGUACUUUGUGGAGUCGUCGCGCCAGAAAGGGGAGGGCAUGAGGAACAACACAGGAGAUCCUCCCCACAGCGGGAAUGGCUACCCAAGUGGUCCAAGUGAUCAACCCGAUUGGCAGCACGACUGGAGUGGAGACCUCCGCGCAAGCGAAAAAAACCCUCGAGAGGAAUCAGGCGAUCAAGAAAGAAGAGACAGUUUCUCCGAUGUUGACGGGAAGGGGGCAUUGAAGAAUAACAGAACGGAAAUGGAUAAAUUUGAGAUAACAGGGAAGGAUACAGCAAAGCGGGAGUGCCCCGGUGGGGGAGACAUCGACGAUGAUGGGGGGGUGUACCAUGGGGAUGAUGGCGGGCUCUACGAAAGGGAUGAUAUCAGUUGGCGCACAAGUGCGUAUUGUAGAGAGGUGCCGCCCUUCACCCCAGCGGUAACAUGGCGUGAUACAAACCCAGGUGAAAAAAAAAAGAAGAAAGUAUCUGUAAACAACCGACAGUACACAUUCAACGAUUUGGUGGACCCAUACUUUAUUAAUGCAUUCUCCAAAAUGGGGAUCAAAGAGAAAAUCACAAGAGAAGACAUAUACCUGGAGUAUUACCACCUGUGUAUAUAUAACAGUGAGAAGGCAGCCAGGCUAUGUCUGGAGAAAAAUCUAUUUAGACAUUUCUUCCUCAUUUUAGACAAAUACAAUGAUGAAAAAUAUAGACUCAUGCUUAGCAGGUACAUAAGCCACAUGGACAAGAGUAUGAAUCACGACAUUGAGAUGACUGAUGGACUGAAAAACAUUUUUCGGAUUUAUAACCCCAGCGUUCACGACGAUAUCGUUAAGGAAGCCUUUGUCUUUUUAAUUUCUCUACUUAAUCGGGAGAGCAUGACUUUUGACAGGACUCUCCUAAUCGAUUACUGGUAUUGUUUCUAUGUGCUGAUUUAUCAUAACUUCCUUUUUCAGUUCGAAGAGAAUGAAUUUAGCUACGACGAGUACAAAGAAGACAUUCACCGAUUUUUUUCCUUCCUAAUAAAACAGCUGUAUGUGCACGGACGUGUGACUGAAUCGCAGUUUCUCUACCUGCAGUUGUGUGGCAAUCCCUGUGUUUUUGAAGUUGCAAUGGAGGCGCAGCAGUUGGAGACGCAGCAGUUGGGGACGCAGCAGUUGGAGGGAUCCCCAUUGGACUCACGCCCAGUGGAGCACCCACUCUGGGGAGGCCCCCACUUUGAUGUCCUCACCUUCCAGAUGUGCGAAGUGAUAGAAUACCUUAACAGAUCCAAUGAGGACAACUUCUUCUAUGAAGACCUAAUCAGACAGAAAAUUAACUACGCCUUUACUCUCCUAGAAUUAGGGGUUCUAGAACAAGCCAAAAGCUAUAUAGAGAUUAUAUACUACUACGUGGAUGUCAUUCGAAGUCAGAAACGGAACAAGAACAAGAGCUACUACUUGGUCCACUUGUAUGAGUCUUUGCUUAGUCAGGCCAAAUACGUGUUGCCAUCUCUGCGUCUACACAAUGGGGGGAUUUUCUCCACGAACUGGACUGCGUCGAAUGAGGGCCUUCCCGAGGGGGGGAUGUAUAACUAUAAAGUCAUUUCUCCCCACCGGGAUUUGCAGCACGGGGGGGUAGCGGUGCAUCUGGGAAGCUCUAUACAGGCUAGUACCACUACGUAUACUACUACGACUACGGAUACUACUACUGCUAUUGGUGGUAGCCUUUUAGCCGGUACUCCUAUCGGGGUGCCGCCCCCGAAUGAACCAUUGAGUGAAGGGCAAAAUGGGUCUCGAGAGGGACAUCCCUACUACGUGCCUUCUUACCAGCAGCCUAGCGGCAAUAAUGUUACCAUGACCCCCUUCGAAGUGAAGAAUCCAAGAGGGUUCAGCACAGAUCAUGUGGGUUCUACUCACCACGGGGCAGUAACGGGAAGAAUAUCAAACCUAUUCAGAAAUAACCCUAGUUCGCCACCACACGAAACCGAAGCACUUACGACCAAUCAGAAUCAAUACAACGAGAGGGUUGAAAGUUACUCUCAUUUGAGUUUUCCUCCGCCACCGUAUAGCGUUGCUACUAACCCAGAUCAGUCGAAUAAUCAACACGAUGUCUCUAACACUGGGACGAGCAUCACCCCCCAUCUUGCAAAUGCUCCCUACCCAACAGAUCAGGGGAAUUCCUUUCUGUCUAGCUACCACCCACCACAAAUGGUCGUCUCGGGGGAAGGAGCGGAGUAUACCCCUGUGGAAAGGACAAUUCCCUAUCAUCAGUACAAUGGUCCGUACCAAAAUGAAAGCGCUCAAGUGAGUUACUUCUCCGGGGGGGGGCAAUCCAUGGCGGAAGGCGCAUUAAUGAGCGACAUGCCUGACGGUAGGAACUCCACUGCGGUGUCUUUCCAGAAUAUUAGCGGCACGUGUAACGGUGGUUACACUGCGAAUUGGGGCGGCGAACACGGGGGCGGCCACAGCGGGGGGGGUAGUACCAUCCAGUAUGAUGGGCGAUUGGGCAGCGCCGUGGGCCAGGACAAUUACGCCUACUACUACGAUGCCAGUUGGAACGUGGUGUACCCAGCCGCGGGAUCGUUCACUCAUGCCACGCAUCAGGUGCAGCACGAUCUCCAUCACACGGUGCAACAGGUUCCUCAUCACCCCGGGCAGCGGGACCCCCACCACGCAGCUCACCCCCCAAGCGGCAAUAACUACCCCGCAGGGGGUGGCGUGCCCUAUGGAGGUAACGCCAAACCACCUGAACCGUCAGGUAAAAGUGGACCCCCCGAAGUGAGUGACAAAAAAACACACAGCGAAAAAAAAAAGCAAGCGGAUGAACAAAAUGGAGAAAACAACAUGGACUUAAUUAACAUAGGAAAGACCUUCAUUUCAGGAUUCUUCUCAAACAUAAAGGAGAAAAUAAAAAUGACAGAACAAUCGGAGGAUGAAGAGGAAAACGUUUUUUAUUAUGACUAUGAGAAGAAGCGGUGGAGGGAGAAGGGGGUGACGUCGGACGAGGAGGAAGAACGAGAGAGGCGCAAAAUGCAGCGCGAAAUGGAAAUUAAAAAUGUCGCCCCACCCCCCCAGACGGAGAACCUUUCGCAGGCAAACAAGAACCCGCUGGACAUAAGGGACGUGCGGAGCAGGUACGUCGACUACUUCAACUGA
This is a messenger RNA of Plasmodium inui San Antonio 1, 4719 nucleotides long. RefSeq lists its product as hypothetical. The record is from RefSeq and is a predicted model, not a curated record. Bases 1 to 4719 code for a protein of 1572 amino acids. The transcript has a single exon. NCBI's taxonomy places the organism in Eukaryota, Apicomplexa, Aconoidasida, Haemosporida, Plasmodiidae.